Molecule: messenger RNA, 600 nt
Organism: Polistes dominula (European paper wasp)
Lineage: Eukaryota; Metazoa; Arthropoda; Insecta; Hymenoptera; Vespidae
Product: Kv channel-interacting protein 1-like
Source: RefSeq, a predicted model, not a curated record
GACUUUGUCAUCGGUCUCAGCAUACUGUCACGUGGCUCGAUAGACGAAAAAUUACGUUGGACGUUUUCCCUUUACGACAUCAACGGGGACGGCUGCAUUACGAGAGAAGAAAUGACGGACAUAGUAUCUGCAGUCUACGAUCUCAUGGGAAAAUUUGCUGACCCAACUUUGGACCACGAAGGCAUCAGAGAAAAAGUCGACCUAAUGUUUCAGAAAAUGGAUGGAAAUAAGGACGGUGUAGUAACACUUUCGGAAUUUCUGGAAGCAUGUCAGGCUGAUCCGGAUAUUUCAACGAGUAUGGCGGCAUUGGACACGGCCUUCUGACACUCGGCACGACCACGAUACACACCAUGGACUUGAACGAACGAGGGAAACUCAGAGUCCUUUGGCUGCUGGAGAUCGAUCGUUUGCCAUUUGUACAUUGUAACUUCCUGGAACAUAGGAAGCAUCUUUCACGAGGAGGUGGUGACUCGAAUCAACGUGUGUGUCCUCCCCAGGAGGAUUCCAAAGUUGUUGUCUUGUUCGCACGUCCUUUUCGAAUUGAUCUCGUUUAAAACAAAUAAAAAGUGUACGAAACAAAUGAAACAAGAAAAAGUUACU